Messenger RNA from Triticum turgidum subsp. durum (durum wheat), 861 nucleotides. Lineage: Eukaryota; Viridiplantae; Streptophyta; Magnoliopsida; Poales; Poaceae. The record is from the annotation of a GenBank genome assembly.
AUGGCGCAGACGAUUGAGACGCCGUCAUCCACGGAGGACCUGACGCAGCGGCUACCCGUCGACCUGCUCUCCGACGUGCUGCGCCGCCUCCGGACGACGUCGCCGCCCAGCAUUGCCGUGUCCCGGUGCGUCUGCAAAGCGUGGCGUGACGUCGUCGACACCCGCCGGUUGCUCGUGGACCUCCUGCCGCGCUCUCUGAGCGGCAUAUUCGUCCAUCUCAGCGGCGACACGCGUGAACUGCUCACACAAUACUUCUCGCCCGCCAUGUCAUCCACCAGCAUCGCGGCCGCAUUCGACUACCUGGACGCCGAGUGCUCGACGAUCAAGCAGCACUGCAACGGCCUCCUCCUGAUCGACAACGAAUGGCCACGAGGCCGACGGGCUAUCAAGGAGAAGGCGUGGGUGCUUAACCCCGCCACGCGAAGGUGGGAGCGCCUGCCCCCUCCCCCGCCCAUGUGCACCCCUGGCAUGGAGGACGUCUUCGAUUAUUACAUUGAAAAAGUCAUGCACUGCCAUAACCAGUACCUCGUGUUUGAUCCCGCCGUAUCGCCGCACUACGAGGUCUUUUUAGUUAAGCGUGUUCCCUCCCUCCCCUGGCCUAGCCAUGAGUAUUACAUGGAGGCUCAUGUGGCAGAAAGAGAAUGGCCGCCAUCGACGUUCGUCUUGCCUGUCCUCUCGUCGAGGACAAAGCAGUGGGAAGAGAGGCCUUUUAUUCGCCAAGGGGAAGCUGCGGCGACCAUCGGCUAUAUGUUUGAUGAUUUCCAAUGCCCACGAUGCUAUGCUGCAUACUGGCGAGGGGCACUCUACGUUCACCAGAAUGGUUUCAUUCUGAGGUAUUUUGUCAUGGGUCUCACAUCCUAA